GGCCGGCUCUUCCGCGCCGAGGCCCCGCCUCUCCUUCCCUCUCCUCCUGUCCUUUUGCAGGAGGGAAGCAGGCAGCGAUCUGAGGGGCGUCCAAGCGGUAGCGCGGGCACGCUCCUCUCGGGAACUGGCCGACGUGGAGAGGGAGGACCCAGAUUCUCACUGCUCCGAUUGCUGUGGCCAGCCGUCCUUUCUCGCCAUGUCCCACAGCAGGCAUCGUGCCGAGGCCCCGCCGCUGCAGCGCGAGGACAGCGGGACCUUCAGUUUGGGCAAGAUGAUAACAGCUAAGCCUGGGAAAACACCGAUUCAGGUAUUGCACGAGUACGGCAUGAAGACCAAGAACAUUCCAGUUUAUGAAUGUGAAAGAUCCGAUGUGCAAGUACACGUGCCCACUUUCACCUUCAGAGUAACCGUUGGUGACAUAACUUGCACAGGUGAAGGGACGAGUAAGAAGCUGGCGAAGCACAGAGCUGCAGAGGCUGCCAUAAACAUUUUGAAAGCCAAUGCAAGUAUUUGCUUUGCAGUUCCUGACCCCUUAAUGCCUGAUCCAUCCAAACAGCCAAAGAACCAGCUGAAUCCAAUUGGCUCAUUACAGGAAUUAGCAAUUCACCAUGGCUGGCGGCUUCCUGAAUAUACCCUUUCCCAGGAAGGAGGACCCGCUCAUAAGAGAGAAUAUACCACGAUUUGCAGGCUAGAGUCAUUCAUGGAAACUGGAAAGGGGGCAUCAAAAAAACAAGCCAAGAGAAACGCUGCUGAGAAAUUCCUCGCCAAAUUUAGUAAUAUUUCUCCAGAGAACCACAUUUCUCUAACGAAUGUGGUCGGACAUUCCCUGGGAUGCACUUGGCACUCCUUGAGGAAUUCCCCUGGUGAAAAGAUCAACCUCCUGAAAAGGAGCCUCCUCAGUCUGCCCAACACAGACUACAUCCAGCUGCUCAGUGAGAUAGCCAAAGAGCAAGGCUUCAGUAUAACAUACUUGGAUAUAGAGGAGCUGAGUGCCAACGGGCAGUAUCAGUGUCUCGCAGAGCUGUCCACCAGUCCCAUCACCGUGUGUCAUGGCUCAGGCAUCUCCUGUGGCAAUGCCCAGAGUGACGCCGCUCACAAUGCCCUGCAGUAUCUAAAGAUAAUAGCAGAAAGAAAGUAGGCUCGGAGCAACUGAGGAAGUCUUUCCAAAGCGCAAAGAAGUUUCCCUUGCGCCUCUUCCCAGUAAAACAUUUACCGUAAUGUACGUCUGAGUGUCCUUUCCAAAUCCUCUUCGGAUUCCCUCAACUUCCCAGAUUUAAUCGUCUCCUGGUAGUUGUUAUUAAGCUCUUUUUAAUGGCUUCAACUUUGUAUUGGUAUAUUGUGUUUAUAAACUUUGUACCACAAGACUGAGUGUGGCAUCCAUUUUACAGGGUCAGACACAUAGGUUGAACCUGCAUGUUUGACUGUAAGAGUGAAGGGAUAAGAGCACUGCUAGCAACAGUCUUACUGGUGCUCAAACUCUUCUGUGCAAAGCUUUGUGAAGUGGAUUCUGAAGAACCCUUUUAGACUAGAGUGUUGAGGCUUGUGAUGAAUGUCAUUGCUAAAUUUCAGGGAACAUGGUCGGUUUGCUAUGUAUUUGAAACCAUGGAAUAAAAAGCUGUUCUUAUAA
Rattus rattus (black rat) is the source of this 1627-nucleotide messenger RNA. It is a transcript of the gene Prkra, whose product is annotated as protein activator of interferon induced protein kinase EIF2AK2. The transcript is spliced from 8 exons. The record is from RefSeq and is a predicted model, not a curated record. Bases 197 to 1138 code for a protein of 313 amino acids. Lineage: Eukaryota; Metazoa; Chordata; Mammalia; Rodentia; Muridae.